Messenger RNA from Puccinia graminis f. sp. tritici CRL 75-36-700-3, 423 nucleotides. RefSeq lists its product as uncharacterized. The transcript has a single exon. The coding region runs from base 1 to 423 and encodes 140 amino acids. Lineage: Eukaryota; Fungi; Basidiomycota; Pucciniomycetes; Pucciniales; Pucciniaceae. The record is from RefSeq and is a predicted model, not a curated record.
AUGACACCCUAUCGAGCGGUUCGAUAUCAUCUCAAAGAACAAGCGGCCGCCGGUCUUCGUCCAGCGAACCCAAAGGAGCUCUACAAUCUUCGACAUGCGUCCCUGCAAAACAUAGUGGAGCGACUGUUCGGUGUAUUUAAGAAAAAGUAUACAAUUCUUAAGAGUCCACCAGAAAUUGAUCUGUCUAAACAAAUAAGGUUGGUCUACUCGCUGUGUGUACUAUGGAACUUUAUCCGAAAAAACGAAUCGUUCAGCUCCCUUAUGGAAGAGUUGAAGGAAGCCGCUGAGGAACCAAGCGACACACCAAUCUCAACCAAUACGGUCUAUUCGCCGGCUGUUGAGGAUGCGCGCAUGAAGAUACGGCGUGAUCGGAUUGCAAAUAAGAUGUGGGAUCAGUACAUUUCUUACACCGGCCAGAAGUGA